UGGCAAUCUAAUUUUCACUCUCACUGCCACUCUUUCGAACGAAGACGUCGCACGUUCAACUCGUCAUCUGCAAGAAUACUAAUCACGGUCUCUACACCAAUCGAGACUUGCUGUUUGACUUCCAUCUUCGGAUGUUUCGAAAUACGCGACCGUCUGUACGAUGAAAUACAACGAAAAGGAGCUCGCCGCGUUGGCAUGCGAAGGCGGGUCUGACAAGGAAGGUCUACUGUAUAAGAAAGGAGGUCAAAAGGGUCAAAGUUAUCAGCCGCGGUGGUUUCGGUUGAAAGGCAAUUUGUUGUUUUAUUUCAAGGCGAAUGAGAAGGGAGUGAUGACGUCGUCUGAGCCGCAGGGAGCUCUGGUGUUGGAGGGGUGUAAAGUUGAGCAGUUUGAGCAUCCCUUGCGGAGACAUUGUUUUUCAGUUGGGUUUGAAGAAGAUGAUGCUUCAAGAGUAUAUUACUUGUCUUGUCAGACAGCUGAUGAAGUUGCCAGUUGGAUGGAUGCUAUUAAGAAAGCGAGUUAUGAGUACAUGAGAUCACGACUUCAUGAACUACAGCAGAGAAUUAUCACAUUGACUGGCAAGGAUCCUCUGGCUGCAGUCAAAGAUGAUUUCCAGCCGGAGUUCUCACCCAAGAUAAAGAGAAGUACAGUGGCUAGAACUAUGCAUCGGAACAGUGCAUUUGUUGCCAGUAAAGCGAUUACGUCUUGUGAUGAGCCUUCUGUUGAGAUGUCUGUGGCUUGCCUCAAUCUUCCAAUGACAAGUACUGGUGAAGGUCCAAGUACGUAUGUUCAUAUUAGGUCUCGCAUGGCUCCAAAAGCAGCGUGGAUGUCUCACUCCAGAACAGAAAUCAUUGAAGAUUGCUCUGAUCCUGCGUAUUUUGCUUCGAUAAUGAUACGUACUGGAGAUUGCACAUCAAACAGUACGAGAUUAAAAUUUUCAGUUUAUGAUGUUAAGAAUCGAGAAGGAGAGAAGCCUCUUCUCAUUGGUGAAGCAGAGUGUGUUGUUGGCAGUGUAGUCAGCACUAACGAAGCUAGUGGACCAGUAACCUUUGAUCUAAGGAGAGAAGGGUUUGCUUAUGCACAAGGACAAGUGGUUAUUGCUGCAUUCCAGACUGAGACGACUAUUCGGAAGCACAGUGCAGUAGAUGUUGAUGGUGACAGUUUGAUGCCUGUCAUGGAUAGGAUAAUCUUUGUCAAGUACCGUCUGCCAACAAGGUCAAAGGACACGCUGAAAGUCGUCGAGGAAAUGGGUGAAAGCUUGUUUGCAUUGCAAGUUCCUUUUGCUUAUCUGAAGAUGUUGAAUAAAGUUGAGCAUCAGGGGACAAAAGAUCUUUAUGAAUUGGGGGAGGUAAAUCAUACUUAUUACAUUUGAUACACUUUGUGUACUCUAAUAUCGAGCAUAGAAGGGCAUCCUCUUACAAAUGAUGGUUAGCAGU
Molecule: messenger RNA, 1433 nt
Organism: Corticium candelabrum
Lineage: Eukaryota; Metazoa; Porifera; Homoscleromorpha; Homosclerophorida; Plakinidae
Product: inositol polyphosphate-4-phosphatase type I A-like
Exons: 16
Coding region: 161-1369 (402 amino acids)
Biological process (GO): receptor recycling; retrograde transport, endosome to Golgi; endosome organization
Cellular component (GO): trans-Golgi network; recycling endosome; early endosome
Source: RefSeq, a predicted model, not a curated record